AUGGAGUACGAUGGAGAACUGGAUGAAAAGACUGAGACUUUCAGUGUAGAGUUAGAGAGCCUAUUACAAGGUGAUCUAGGCAUUAACAUGGUGUUUAUCCUGCCAAAAAAGUUCAGGGCAGCAGAAGGACAAGAAAGCAAUUUGGAAGGAGAUGUACUUUCCCAGGAAAGUUUUGAGUGCAGGUUGGCAGAAGUAGAGGAUGCACCAGAACAAUAA
Prunus armeniaca (apricot) is the source of this 216-nucleotide messenger RNA. Lineage: Eukaryota; Viridiplantae; Streptophyta; Magnoliopsida; Rosales; Rosaceae. The record is from the annotation of a GenBank genome assembly.